UUCGAACACCAAAUUUCAAUAUAUCGUCCAGUUCACUCCAAAAACAUUGGCUUUUAACAAUGGAACCAUCAACUUUACCGGCGGAGUUUGUGGAUGAAAUAGACACUAUCCACCGCAAAAGGUGGCAGACGCUGAUGGCAGUUGAUGACAUGGUAGGCAACAUUAUCAACGUGCUGGAGGAAAAACAAUUGUUGCGGAAAACGUACAUUUUCUACACUUCCGACAAUGGGUUUCAUCUAGGACAAUUCUCGCAAGCGUAUGACAAACGACAACCGUAUGAAACAGAUAUUAGGGUCCCUCUACUCGUAAGAGGCCCUUCUAUUAGUGCAAAAAGUGUGCAUGAGUCGGCAGUCGCGUUAAUAGACAUCGUUCCAACGAUUCUUCAACUGGCCAAUGUAGAUGUUCCCUACUCUAUAGAUGGUCGACCAUUGCCACUGAGUAGCGACCGAACGGAUAUAAUUGAACGACAAAUUUUAGUUGAAUACUGGGGUGAAGGGACCGUGGAAACGUAUAACCCACUGUGUCCGUGGUCAGCGGAGGAUAGGCUUCAAUUAUGCACCGUAGAUGCGGCGUGCCACUGCCAGGAUGCCUGGAACAAUACAUUCACCUGUGUUCGCCAUCUAGCACAUGAUGUGAAUUUCAUUUACUGCGAGUUUAAGGAUGAUCAGAAUUUCGUUGAAGCUUACGAUAUUUCAAAUGACCUGUACCAGAUGGAUAACAUUGGGUAUGAAAUUCUACCAUCUGUUCGAGCAAAGUACAGCUUAGCACUACAAAAUCUUUCCGCAUGUGUUGGACCAACGUGUCAUUUAGUUUACUGA
Anopheles maculipalpis is the source of this 818-nucleotide messenger RNA. Its product is annotated as N-acetylglucosamine-6-sulfatase-like. The transcript is spliced from 5 exons. Gene Ontology annotation, molecular function: N-acetylglucosamine-6-sulfatase activity; glycosaminoglycan binding. Lineage: Eukaryota; Metazoa; Arthropoda; Insecta; Diptera; Culicidae. The coding region runs from base 60 to 818 and encodes 252 amino acids. The record is from RefSeq and is a predicted model, not a curated record.